This is a messenger RNA of Episyrphus balteatus (marmalade hoverfly), 1782 nucleotides long. RefSeq names its product regulatory protein zeste (gene z). Bases 345 to 1760 code for a protein of 471 amino acids. NCBI's taxonomy places the organism in Eukaryota, Metazoa, Arthropoda, Insecta, Diptera, Syrphidae. The transcript is spliced from 2 exons. The record is from RefSeq and is a predicted model, not a curated record.
AAUUUAGUUUCUCAUUGAUAAUCGGAGUGAGUGGGAUUGCCGUUUUCUGCUCCGCAGCUUUGCGAGUCGAGUGUUUAAAUUUUAUUAAAUUUGUGAGUCAGUGUCGGUAUCUUGUUCUUGUUUUUUAUACUGUCAUUUGUAUACUGACAUGAGAGUGUGUAUGUAAUACAUGCACAAAAUAAAGAAGCAACUAAAAAAUAUAAAAGAAAUUUUUUAGUUCUUCUCAACAUUUGCGGCACCAAAAAAAAUUGUCUAUAAACUAAUUACAAACAAUUUACCAAAAUAAGAUUCUGCUAUUUUCAAUUCAAAGAACCUUUUCUACAUUUUUGUUGAACUAAACUAAUAUGUCUGGUUCUAACAAUAACACCAGCAAUAGUGCCUUAAAAGGUGCUCUAAAUUCUUCCACUACAUCACCGAGAAAUGAAAAUGCUAACGACAGUGGAAAUGCCUCAAAUGCAUCUAUUUGUUUAACUCCUAGAUUCACAAAUGAAGAAAAAGCAAUACUUUAUGGAUUGUUUCGCAAGCACGAGGAAGUCAUCGAUAUAAAAUACCGCAGGAAACAAAAAGGCAAAUACUCGGUCCGGGACGCAUGGCAGUCAAUCGUUGAUGACUUCAAUGGAAACCCUUGCGUGACAAUCUUUCGUAAUCUCAAGCAAAUUCAGAAAUUUUGGUUGAAUGCCAGACUUCGCAAACAAUAUCCUUUUCAACAAGAUGUUGAUAAAAAACCAAAUAUAAUUCGUAAGAAUUCAUCUUCUGGCAAUUCUGUGACUGUUUCGCCAAAAAAUAUAGACUGUGUGCCAGCUCCAAUCAAAUGUGAACCCGAAUACAUUUUGCCGGCAAAUAGCACACCACAAUCAGUACACAAUGCUGAAGAAUAUGAAGAAAUUGAAUUACAAGCCACAACUGUAAACGAUCCGUUGAAUGCUGAAACUAUUGAAGAAUCGACGGAAAUUCAACAUAUUCAUGAACAAAAUCAUCAAGAUAUUCAACAACAAAUUAUUCAGCAACAGCAACAACAUCAGCAACAACAACAACAUCAGCAACAACAACAACAGCAACAUACGCAACAACAACAGCAACAUACAACUGUUCAAGCGCAACAGGUCAAUGUCGAUCAGAUAAGUGCUGACAAACUUACUCUUAACGAUUUGCUUCACUUCAAAAAUGCUCGACCACGCGAGGAAAUUAUUUUACAAAUCAAAAACCCAGAUGGAGGAUCAAUUACACUGCCAUCACCCACUCGCAUUACUAUUCCCCACCAGCAUAGUACCACCUAUAACCACAUUAUUGGCGAAAUUAAGGGUCAAUCACAAACGCCACACAUUCAAGUGCAACACUACCAAACACAACAAAUUCAGCAACAAUCACCCCAGCCAAUUGCUCAACAGCAGCAACAACAACAACAAAUUCAGCAACAAUACAGUGCAGCGAACUCUACAUAUUGUACUUAUACCACGCAACACCUGCCGCAUACAACAAUUCCAUCAAGUAUUGGACAGUCUGUUAGUACAGCAAACCAAGGCAACUUUGUGAUGUCAGAAUCCUUUGAGGAUAAAGUCAAUUUUUUCAAGCUGAAAGAGGCCGAACUUCGUUACAAAGAGGUUCAACUUCAAUUGGAACAAAAACGUAUUGCAAUAUCGCGAAUGCAAGAAGAGCUUAAGCAUCAGAAAGAAAUGCAUCGAUUGCAAGUUGACGAGAUGAAAAUCAAAAUUAGAAUUUUAAGUGAAGAAGAACGAAAAUUAAGAAAUAAAGAAAGUUAGUUGUACAAAUAAGAAAUAAAAA